Messenger RNA from Eupeodes corollae, 5033 nucleotides. RefSeq names its product protein son of sevenless (gene Sos). NCBI's taxonomy places the organism in Eukaryota, Metazoa, Arthropoda, Insecta, Diptera, Syrphidae. The transcript has 16 exons. Gene Ontology annotation, cellular component: nucleosome; plasma membrane. The record is from RefSeq and is a predicted model, not a curated record. Gene Ontology annotation, molecular function: protein heterodimerization activity; DNA binding; guanyl-nucleotide exchange factor activity. Gene Ontology annotation, biological process: positive regulation of GTPase activity; Ras protein signal transduction. Bases 382 to 4929 code for a protein of 1515 amino acids.
CGUUAUUUUGACGUUCCAUAAAAAUUCAAUCAAUAAUUUUAAUAAACUCUGAAUUAAGUAAAUUCACGAAAGAAUAACAAAUUUUCAUCAGAAAUGGCGGCGUUGUGCGUAAACUUCUUAUAAAUUUAAUCAAAAAUCAAACAAUUAUGUUAAUUCGCCCCAUUAAAAAUAUAAAUAACAUUUGUGUAUGAGUCUUGUGUGAAAAUGAAUUGAGAGAGAUUUUCCAAAAAAAAAAUAUUGAGCUACGAAAUGGAAGCGCGUUCGUUUAGUCUCUAUCUCUACUCUUCGCAAAUUAUUAUGUUAAUAUUUAACAAAAACAAAAAAAUAUAUUAAGAAUUAUUGAUUAUUGUUGUUUUAAAAAAAGUAACUAAUUUGUUUAUAAUGUUCUCGCAUCAAUUAAAUUCCGACUCCGAAGAGUUUAAUUUCUCAAAAAAUGAGAAUGUUGCUCGUUGGAAGGGACUAUUUAGUCCUGCGUUGAAAAAAGUAUUGGAACAAGUACAUCCACGAUUGCCGGCCAAGGAGGAGGCAUUGUUGUUUGUUGAAAAACUUUGUUUGCGUAUUUUAAUAAUGCUCUGUGGAAAACCAUCGCCUCAUACUAUCCAGGAUGUAGAGGAAAAAGUAAAAAAGUCAUUUCCGACUCCAAUUGAUUGCUGGGCACUGCAUGAAGCAAAGGAAAGUUUAAAGAAAAAAAGGAAAUGCGUUCUACCUGUCGACCGCGUUCAUGCAUUACUCCAAAAGGAUAUUCUGCAAUACAAAGUAGACAGUUCCGUUACUUUAUUUUUGGUUGCCGUUCUCGAAUAUAUCUCUGCUGAUAUUUUAAAACUGGCCGGUAAUUAUGUGCAAAAAAUAGAACACCUUGAAAUAUCCCGUGAAGAUAUUGAAGUUGCUAUGUGUGCAGACAAGGUAUUGAUGGAUAUGUUCUAUCAAUCUGAUAUGAAUAACAAAAUAAUUCCAAGUCCCUUGCCACCUGCUCCACGUGCUAGUCUCACCUACGAAGAAGUAGUAAAAGAACUUAUACAUGACGAAAAGCAAUAUCAACGUGAUCUUCAUAUGAUCAUUCGUGUGUUUCGAGAAGAGUUGAUCAAAGUAGUUCCAGAUACAAGGGACAUAGAGCCAAUAUUUUCUAAUAUUCUUGACAUAUAUGAAGUGACAGUGACAUUAUUGAGCUCGUUGGAGGAUGUAAUCGAAAUGUCUCAAGAGCAAAGUCCCCCAUGUGUAGGAAGUUGCUUUGAAGAGCUAGCCGAAGCCGAAGAAUUUGAUGUGUAUACAAAAUACGCACAAGAAGUUACUUCGAAAAUGUCUAAAGACGCAUUAUCAACUUUACUUUCCAAGCCUGAUGCAAUAUCUUUGAUGUCUGCUGGACAUGGAUUUCGAGAAGCUGUAAAGUAUUAUUUGCCAAAGUUGUUGUUAGUUCCAAUUUGGCAUGCUUUCUUAUAUAUGGAUUACAUUAAAUCACUAAUGCAGCUGAGUCCUUCGCAAGAAGAUAAAGAAAGCUUUGAACAAGUUCAAGGUUUAUUAAGACCCUUACGCUGUGAUCUUGAAAAUAUUGUCGCCAAUUUACCCAAGGAAUCAGCAGUUCCAAUGCAUAGUCGUGCACGUCGACUACUGGCAAUAGAAAAGACCAGAGAUCUACAAAAUUCUGUUGAACAUUGGGAUAAGGAUGUUGGCCAAUGUUGCAAUGAAUUUAUUCGAGAGGACACUCUCAGCAAAUUAGGCUCAGGAAAAAGAAUAACCGAAAGAAAGGUGUAUUUAUUCGACGGGCUUAUAGUUUUGUGUAAAUCUAUUGCCAAAAAACAGACUGUUUCUACUGGAACUUCAAACUACGAUUUUAGACUAAAAGAAAAAUUCUUUAUGCGACGGGUUGAGAUAAUCGAUCGAAGCGACACUGAAGAUUUAAAAUAUGCAUUCGAAAUCUCUCCUCGAGUAGAACCAGCUGUUAUUCUAAUAGCGAAAAAUUCUCAACACAAGAGUGAUUGGAUGGCUGAUCUUAUAAUGGUGAAUACCAAAUCUAUGUUAGAUCGAAUUUUGGAUAGCAUAUUAUUAGACAUGGAGAAAAAACAUCCGCUGCGUCUACCCAGCCCUGAUAUUUACAAAUUUGCCAUUCCUGAUAAUGUAAAUAACAUUGUUUUAGAAGAGCGCGAAAGUGCUGGAGUUCCGCUUAUAAAGGGGGCUACGUUGUGUAAAUUAAUUGAGCGUUUGACGUAUCACAUUUAUGCAGAUCCUAUGUUCGUUAGGACAUUUUUAACAACUUAUCGCUACUUUUGUUCUCCACAAAGUCUACUUCAAUUAUUGAUUGAACGUUUUAACAUACCGGAUCCGAGUUUAGUUUAUCAGGAGGUGCCCUCCAGCGAAAGAGAAAACAAUCCGGAUUCCGAAAAGUUGCACAAAAAUUCUCAGCGUGAAGAUUGGAAACGAUACCGAAAGGAAUACGUUCAGCCUGUACAAUUUCGGGUGCUGAAUGUGCUUCGACAUUGGGUCGAUCAUCAUUUUUACGAUUUCGAAAAAGAUCCAAUUUUGUUGGAGACAUUGCUUCACUUUUUAGAAAACGUAAAUGGAAAGUCCAUGAAAAAAUGGGUUGAUUCAGUGAUGAAAAUUGUUCAAAGAAAGAAGAAUGAACAAGAAAAAAGUCAAAAGCAAAUAACUUUCGCCUAUGGCAACAGCCCUCCACCUAUUGAACAUCAUCUGCAAGUGCCCGAUUCCGAGAUUAAUUUGCUUACACUUCAUCCAUUGGAACUUGCACGGCAACUAACUCUACUCGAAUUUGAACUAUAUAAAAAUGUCAAACCAUCCGAAUUGGUAGGUUCGCCGUGGACAAAAAAGGAUAAAGAAGCGAAAAGCCCUAAUCUGUUGAAAAUAAUGAAAUACACAACAAAUGUUACGCGAUGGUUCGAGAAAUCAAUUAUAAUGUCUGAAAAUUAUGAAGAAAGAGUAGCGAUGGUGGCUCGAGCAAUUGAAGUUAUGAUGGUUAUGUUGGAAUUGAACAAUUUCAAUGGAAUUUUAUCUAUAAUAGCUGCAAUGGGCAGUGCAUCGGUUUACAGACUUAAACUCACUUUUCAGGGCCUACCUGCACGAUAUGAAAAGUUUCUUGAAGAAUGUCGAGAGCUAAAUGACGAUGGACAUUUAAAGAAAUACCAAGAAAAGUUGCGCUCAAUAAACCCUCCAUGUGUACCAUUCUUUGGUAGAUACCUCACAAAUAUACUGCAUCUUGAAGAGGGAAAUCCAGAUUUUUUGCCAAACUCAGAGCUUAUAAAUUUUUCAAAAAGAAGAAAAGUAGCUGAAAUAAUUGGCGAAAUCCAACAAUACCAAAAUCAACCAUAUUGCUUGAUGGUUGAUCCUAAAAUAAGGAAUUUUCUGGAGAAUUUAAAUCCUUUUAAAGGCAUGUCAGAUACUGACAUAUCAAACUAUUUAUACCACGAAAGCUUAAGGAUUGAACCCCGAGGUUGCAAACAGCCACCCAAAUUUGCAAGAAAGUGGGCGUCAAUUACACUGAAGUCUCCUGGCAUUAAACCUCGAAGACAAACAACCAGCAAUAUUAAUAAUAGUAGCAAUAGCAAUAAUAGUCUACCAAUUCUAUCAAAUUUAACCUUCGGUUCAAAGCUACAGAACAAUGUGCAAUACGAUGGGGAGCAGAGUCCACCUGGUGGAACUAAGCCAACCUCAUAUUCUGCAAUGAACGUUCAAUCAUUUUCUGUUUUUGCAAAUGUAAAUAUACCUGAAAAGAGUAGCAGUUUUUGGAAUCAGCAUUUGAGUAUGAGCAGUCACAGCGGACAAUGUAGUGGCAACGAUUCACUACAAUACAAUUCAAAUUUGGACGCAAUAUAUAAUACAGAAACGGAAGCAAAUCACAGUCUCGGAGAGGAUCUGCUUUCAGCAACAAAUACUUCGUGCGCGGUCGCACCCAUUUUGCCUAAAAAAACUACAAAUAUUAAUAAUUGUAUGACGACGACGAGCGCAAACGCGUGGAGCUCGGAUUUGGCAAAUCCCACAAAAAGCCCACUCGCCAAUUCAAUCGGUGACUUUUUUCAAUCACAAUUUAUGCCAAAGGAAAACAAAAUGGAUAGCUACAACCAUUCUAGAGAAAUUUCAAUCGGGAGUAUAUGUGAAAGCUUAGCUUCGCCGGCACCGUUGGUUGCUAUAAGCCCUAAAACUGAUCAUAAUUCAAAACAAAAAAUUCGAUCUCCAUUCCAAAAUGCACCUUUGCAUACUCAAAGUUUUAUUCCUACAAAGAAUUCAAGUCCUAAGGAGCCAUUACACUAUUCUGAGGCAACUUCAUCACCAUACUCACUACAAAGUAUGGAACUUUCCAUUCCCAUAUCUCCUCACGUUAAUGUUCCUACAACUCAUCUCGGAUUUGAAUCUGCUGCUCCACCACCACUUCCACCCCGUCGGAGGGACAGAGUAGAAAGUUUCAAUGAAAUGGCUCAAAAGCAGCAGGCUCCAGAUGCGCCAACACUUCCUCCACGAGAUGGUGAACUAAGUCCACCACCUUUGCCCCCUAGAGUAAUGAGCACAUCUGGCACUGUAGUAAAACAACAAAACUCAAACGUAGUAAUUGGUCAAAACAGUUUGCUGCUUCCAAACACCAGUAUUAUAAUGAUGCGAAGAAACUCAGCGAUGCAAAAUAGAUGUUCUACAUAUUCCAGCACAAACUCAGAAGCUGGCAGGAAUGAAGACCAAGUUUCAUCUCCCUCAAUACAUUUUUCUUCAUCGCCAAAAACACCGAAAACUUUUGGAGUUUAUGAUUUUUCAGUGAUACCUUGCGACAAUGAGUCAAAGGCAAUGCAUGGAAAAACUGCGUCAACAUCAAAGACAAUGUUUUGUUCCGCUGAUACAACGCCCAAACUUCCACCAAAACCUGUUGUCAGUGGGAAUAUUUUCCAUGCAGAUAAAAGUACGAUGUUUCUCUAUCCAAGUAUAAACAAUGAUUAAUUGAUUGCAAGGCUAUGUGAUACUAAGCUGCUUUUGUUAUAAGAGUUAUUUGCCACCUAAUUAUAAACCUUUGUAAAUAAAAUAAUAUUGUAGAUCAUGAAAAA